Molecule: messenger RNA, 543 nt
Organism: Plasmodium falciparum 3D7
Lineage: Eukaryota; Apicomplexa; Aconoidasida; Haemosporida; Plasmodiidae
Gene: RRM1
Product: RNA-binding motif protein 42
Molecular function (GO): RNA binding; nucleic acid binding; mRNA binding
Source: RefSeq, a predicted model, not a curated record
AUGAGGGAAAAUGAUAAUACAGAACAACAAAUAUCAGAUAUGACAACUUCAAAGGAUGAAAAAUCUAAUAACAAAAAGCCACAUUUGAGAAAAGCAGCAGGUAUUGUUUGGAAGGAUCCUACAUUAGACGAAUGGCCAGAAAAUGAUUUUCGAAUAUUCUGUGGGAAUUUAGGGAAUGAAGUAUCGAGUGAUAUUCUUGCUAAUGCCUUUAGAAAAUAUAAGUCCUUUAAUAUGGCCAAGGUAAUAAGAGAUAAAAGAAAUAAUAAGACCAAAGGAUAUGGUUUCGUUUCUUUAUCAGAUCCUCAAGAUAUGUUAGAUGCUUUAAAAACUAUGAAUAAUAAAUUUAUAGGGAAUAGACCUAUAACCGUAAAAAGAAGUAGAUGGAAAGAUAGAGAAAUGAAUUCUCAGAAAAAUAAAGACUUUGAUAACUUUUUAAAAAAUUCUCAAUUACCUACAAAAAAAUUUAGGAAAUUUAAAAAAAUCGUCAACAAUAAUGCUAAAGAUAUUCAUGAAAGAUUAAUAAAUAAAGAUACCUUGAACUAA